This is a messenger RNA of Fonsecaea erecta, 957 nucleotides long. RefSeq lists its product as hypothetical. The record is from RefSeq and is a predicted model, not a curated record. Bases 1 to 957 code for a protein of 318 amino acids. NCBI's taxonomy places the organism in Eukaryota, Fungi, Ascomycota, Eurotiomycetes, Chaetothyriales, Herpotrichiellaceae. The transcript has 3 exons. Gene Ontology annotation, molecular function: hydrolase activity.
AUGAGGGUGCUAUUCUGCUUGACAGCGGCUUGGACCAUGUUUCAACUUAACUCUGCCACUUUGCCGGCCCAUUCCUGGGACUCGCACAUUCACAUCAUUGACCCCGACAGAUUCCCAUUGGAUCCGGCUCGUGAGUAUACGCCAAAACCCGCGACUGCCGCGAAUGCGACAACGUUCCAAAAGAAAGUCGGCCAGUCUCACUUUGUCAUUGUGCUCCCCAGCUUUUACGGAUGCAACAAUAGCGUGCUGCUGGAUGCGCUGAAUCACUUCAACGGCACAGCUCGGGGUGUGGCAGUCGUUGACCCACACACUGUGAGCAAUGAGACGCUCGCCACCCUCAAUGCCACGGGCGUCGUUGGUCUUCGGAUCAAUCAAGGCGGCGACGAAACCCCGGAGGAAGUGAUACAGAGAGUCAAAGAUAACGCCGUAAUUGCCCGACAAUGGGACUGGGCCCUCGAGCUUUGGAUUGACCUGAAAAUCUUCCAGCAGUUGCACGCGAUCAUCCCAGACUUAGGCGUCCGAGUGGUGGCAGAUCACUUUGCCCAUGCACGGGUCGCAUCGGCGUCGAACCAGACUUCCUCGACCAUCGACCCGUACACGAUCCCCGGCUUCACCCAGGUGAUUGACCUCGUGUCCCGCCGUCUGCUCUUUGUCAAGAUAUCGGCCCCCUAUCAGAACUCCAAGCUCUACCCGUACUACCAGGAUCUGGAAGCGGUGGCCAGGGCUCUGAUCGCAAACGGACCGGACAUGGUCGUCUGGGGAUCCGACUGGCCCCAUACCAUAAGUGCCUCCAGCAUCGACCCUGCAGACCGCAUGGUUCCUCAGAACUUCCGAGACGUCGACGACAUGGCCAUGAUCCUGCAGACGAUGCAGUAUGCAAGUAGUAAAGAGCAGAUCCAGCGCAUGUUUGUGGACAACCCUAGACGACUGUGGAAAUGGUACGACAGCACUACAUAG